AUGUCUUGGAUCUUGAACCCAGACGGUGAUGCUCCCAAGCCACCAGCAGAGGAUAAUAUGGUGCAGGACCCAUCAGACCCUACCAGAAAGGUAACCAAGAAAGCCGCCAAUCAGCCGUUCUUGGCCCAUAAGCAAUAUAAAGAGAAGCAGGAACAGGAGCACCAAGCGUGGCUUCAAAGAAAUCAUGAGCGCGAGGAGAAACUCGCCAGGGGAGAAGAAGUCGGUCCUGCGGAGGAGGACCCCACUGCCGAGCAGGAAGUAGGGUUCCUUGGGUUGCUGAAGUUCAUUGUAUAUUUGAUUCUCAUCAUUGUCAUUGCGGGCAAGUUCUUCACUGGCAGCUUCCUGUGGGAAUACGAUGGAAAGUGGGCGCGAUUAAAGACAUAUUGGCCAAGUAGCGGACGCCUCUUCUCGGAAACAUAUUUGGCAACAUUUGAUGGGAGUGACCCAACAAAACCCCUGUAUCUCGCGGUCGAUGGUGACGUAUUUGAUGUUUCGAGUAAUAGCAGGACGUAUGGUCCAGGAGGUCCUUACCACCAUAUGGUCGGAGUGGACGCAGCCAGAUCAUUUGGUACCGGAUGUUUUGCCACUCACCGGACACAUGACCUACGAGGUCUGACUGACAACGAGCUCAGGGGCGUCCAGCACUGGAAGAAGUUCUUUGCGGAGCAUAAAACAUACUAUAAAGUUGGCAAAGUCUUGCACCACCCGAUUGAUCCCAAAAGUCCGAUACCUGAACAUUGUGAUCCAAAGAAAGAGCAGAAGAGUCAUCCAACAACCGGGAAUUCUAACCCGAUGUCCCAUUCUAAGGGUAAUUCGGAGACGCCAAUCCGCGAGGAGUUAUAG
Molecule: messenger RNA, 843 nt
Organism: Suillus subalutaceus
Lineage: Eukaryota; Fungi; Basidiomycota; Agaricomycetes; Boletales; Suillaceae
Product: cytochrome b5-like heme/steroid binding domain-containing protein
Exons: 6
Coding region: 1-843 (280 amino acids)
Cellular component (GO): membrane; endomembrane system
Source: RefSeq, a predicted model, not a curated record